Trichoplusia ni (cabbage looper) is the source of this 718-nucleotide messenger RNA. RefSeq lists its product as uncharacterized. Gene Ontology annotation, molecular function: odorant binding. NCBI's taxonomy places the organism in Eukaryota, Metazoa, Arthropoda, Insecta, Lepidoptera, Noctuidae. Bases 61 to 489 code for a protein of 142 amino acids. The transcript is spliced from 4 exons. The record is from RefSeq and is a predicted model, not a curated record.
UUUCAUCACCAAUCAUUCGGAAACUUACCUCCGAAGUUGUGGUUCAUAAAAUAAAGAAAAAUGAUCGCCCUGAAUAUUUUGAUUAUUGCUAUUUUUACUGGAACGUAUAUUAUUGAGUGUACCCCUAAUGAUGAAGAGUUGAAACACUUGAUAAAACGGUAUAAUUUAGAAUGCAUGGAACAAACCAAAGCGGAUCCUGGUUUCGUCGAGAACAUAAAAAACGGAGAUUGGAAAAUUCCAAAGGAAAAGAUGCAGGGCGUUAAGGAAUGGUCUCUUUGCAUGAUGACGAAAGCUGGACUGAUGACUAAAGAAGGAGUUUAUCAAAUUGAUGUGGCGCUGGCUCAAGUACCAACUGAGGAUAAGAGAAACGUAGAAAAAUUAAUAGACACUUGUCUUAGUAAGAAAGCAAUCCCUCCUCCGGACAUCGCAUUGAUGUUCAUAAAAUGCUAUCAAAAAGCAAAAGGAAACUACACUGUGACAGUUUUGUAACGAUGCUGCAUUAACGCCAUCUAUUAUCGACUAACUAAACAAUUCUCUUUGGAAGAGUGCCAUCUAUUAAAAAAAGCCCAAACUUAAGCAGAGCGCCACCUAGCGAGGUGUUUUAUUACUUGUAAGCAACGAAUAACACGUGUACGUCAGUAGUUUUCAACCUUUUUAAUAGAUGGCGCUCUUAGAAACAUUUAUAAAGAUAAACAAUUAUUAAUAACAAAAGUUUUUG